AGAGAGAGAGAGGAAAAAAAAAAACACCUAACGAUAAAACUUUACCAAGGUGGAUUGCUCCAAGCAGCGGCUCGUCCUUCCCUUUUCCCAAUCUCGCAGCUUCCAUCUCUCUGACUCCUCCAUCCUCCCAAAGCCGAAGCCUGCCCAGUGCCCACCCCCCAUGUCUCCCGCUGCUACCGCCGAGAUCACAACCACCCUGCUGCUCCUCUGCGCCAGCAGCAGCAUCGGAAGCAGCACAGGCUGCAGUGCAGACGGCUGCUGAUUUCCCCGUAAUCAAGCUCCCUUCCUUGCCUUGCCUUUUUCUUCAUCUUCUUCUUCUUCCUGGAAGGUAUACCGUACCCCAAGAAUCGCACAAAGAACCGCCCCCUCUUCUUCCUCCAGAAUCCAGCUGCUGCUGCUGCUAGUGGUGGCGGUGGUAGUGACCAAGUAAGAGGUUCUUGAUCUGUUCUGGUGUACGUGCACAUGGAGAUGAGAUGGGUGCGGAGGUAGCUGCGCUGUGCCUGGUGAGUAUUAGGUGAGCAGUGAGCCGCAGCUAGCGGCGAGCGCGGGGGGAGAAGGAGAUCGAUGGAGGAUCUGUACAGCAUCCACCCGGGGAUCUCGCGCGGCGGCGAGGGCGGCGCGGCCUGCAGCGAGGCGUCGGGGGUCGCCGGCGGGGCCAGCUCUCCUCCCCCGCCCCCGCCGCCGGCGGAUCUGACGGAGCUGAUGAAGGCGCAGAUCGCCGGGCACCCCCGCUACCCCUCCCUCCUCUCCGCGUACAUCGAAUGCCGCAAGGUGGGCGCGCCGCCGGAGGUGGCCGCGCUCUUGGAGGAGAUCGGCCAGCCGGAGAGGCGCGGCGGGGGCGCCGCCGCCGCCGGGGAGAUCGGCCUCGACCCCGAGCUCGACGAGUUCAUGGAGGCGUACUGCCGGCUGCUGUCGCGGUACAAGGAGGAGCUGUCCCGGCCGUUGGACGAGGCGGCCUCCUUCCUCACCACCAUCCGCUCGCAGCUCACUAACCUCUGCGGCGGCGGCGCCACCGCCUCCUCGCCGCACUCCGAUGAAAUGGUGGGGUCGUCGGAGGACGAGCCGUGCUCGGGGGACGCCGACGGGUCCGACGCCGGCAUGCAAGAGCACAGCUCCCGGCUGGCCGACCACGAGCUCAAGGAGAUGCUGCUCAAGAAGUACAGCGGCUGCCUCAGCCGCCUCCGGUCCGAGUUCCUGAAGAAGAGGAAGAAAGGGAAGCUGCCCAAGGACGCUCGGCUUGCUCUCAUGGACUGGUGGAACACGCACUACCGCUGGCCUUACCCCACGGAGGAGGACAAGGUGAGGCUCGCCGCGAUGACGGGGCUUGACCCGAAGCAGAUCAACAACUGGUUCAUCAACCAGAGGAAGCGGCACUGGAAGCCGUCGGAGGACAUGCGGUUCGCGCUCAUGGAGGGCGUCACCGGAGGAGGGGGGUCCUCCUCCGGCACGACGCUCUACUUCGACACGGGCACGAUCGGGCCAUGAGAUGGAUGGAUGGAUGGAUGAUUGCUCGUUUCCGGCGGCCGUAAAGCUUAUUAGCUCUAUUGCACACAGAUCUCACGGUGGUUGUGUGAUUAGUAGCAAGGGAGGGAGGGAUGAACGGAUGAAUGAUAUCAGAUACUAAAGAUUUAUAUUGAUCAAAUGGAUGAAUAGCCCCCAUGACCAUUUUGUCGAAAUUAUUGUGUAUAUGUAUGGGCGCUGUAAUCAGCUGGCUGUAAUGUGAUGGUGUACAAGGGAAAUUUCAGGUCACCUGUAAAAACUUUUCUGAAGCUACUACCACAAUAGCUAAUUAAUUAAUCAAUCAGAUUGUUUGUA
This is a messenger RNA of Hordeum vulgare subsp. vulgare (domesticated barley), 1815 nucleotides long. RefSeq names its product homeobox protein knotted-1-like 10. The transcript is spliced from 5 exons. Gene Ontology annotation, molecular function: DNA binding; DNA-binding transcription factor activity, RNA polymerase II-specific. Gene Ontology annotation, biological process: regulation of DNA-templated transcription. Gene Ontology annotation, cellular component: nucleus. The record is from RefSeq and is a predicted model, not a curated record. Lineage: Eukaryota; Viridiplantae; Streptophyta; Magnoliopsida; Poales; Poaceae. Bases 565 to 1485 code for a protein of 306 amino acids.